AUGGCCAGAAGCCAGCCCAUAGCGGCCGAGAAAUUUACCUUCCUCACCCGCCAAAUCCGCGCUCUCUCCGCCCCGCUCAGCGUCCCCUCUUCUGCGCACACCACUCUUCCGUCCGUCUCCGACAAGACUCUCGCCGAUGUUCUCGUCAGAUCUAAUGAGAAGAUCAAGCACCACAAUCGUUCUGUAUUCUCCGCGCAAGCUACACGACACAUUGCCGAGCAAAUCGAGACACUUUACUGGAACGAGGUGCGCGUGGAGCUCGAGGUCAGUGGUCAAGCGUCAGGAGAGACGGUCGUGAAGAGAGACCUAGAUCUGGGUACAGACAAGGGUGUCAGGGCAUUAGGGGAGAAGUGGGCCGACGUGCUAGCCGAGGAGACUGAGGAACACGAGGAGGGUCAUGUGGAGGAAGAUGAGCAGCGGGCGAAGAGGUACGAAGACAAGAGAGUCCAAUUGCUGGAGCUGUGUAAGAAGAGGGACGAAACAGAGAGAAGGCUCGAGAGGUACAGGCGCCUGCGGGCGCUCCUGCAGCCUUAUGAGCAGCCGCAAGAGCACAUACAGCCGAAUCUGGUGACAAAGGACGGGGAGUUGGGGAAGGAGCUGGAGAGGAUGCGAGUCCUGCUCGCACGCGUAACGGCGAGAAUGGGAGAGCACAAGGACCUACAGGGGCAGAGUGUGGCAGCAAGUGCAGAUCAAGAAAGUACUGUCGGGUUUGAGGAGAAGUUGGCGACGAUCAUGGACAUGAAGUGA
Molecule: messenger RNA, 747 nt
Organism: Cyphellophora europaea CBS 101466
Lineage: Eukaryota; Fungi; Ascomycota; Eurotiomycetes; Chaetothyriales; Cyphellophoraceae
Exons: 1
Coding region: 1-747 (248 amino acids)
Cellular component (GO): Mis6-Sim4 complex
Source: RefSeq, a predicted model, not a curated record